AUGGUUGCUAGCCUUGCCAAGGUCUCAGCACUAACGAUAGCUGUGCUAGCUGCUUCCACGAAAGCGCAUAAUCAGAUGACGGUACCAGUGGCAACUUGGCCCGAAGGAUUCUACAACAAAAAUAGCCCGUCUGGUACUAUUGAUGCUGCUGCAGCAUUGCCCAUCCCUUCAGGCAUGUCGUACACCACAGACCAGGUUUCAAAUACCAAGGCGUAUUGGACAGCAUUUAACGCGAGCAAAUACAAGACGUUAAAGGAACUUGCUUGGGCUACUCAAAAACUGGAGAAAGGUGCCUCGAAAGAGUGUGGCUUUUCGCUAGUUGAUGGUGAGCCUCAAGAACUUCCUGAUAAAGUGGAGUGGGAUGGGUUCAUUCACUAUGGCCCAUGUGAAGUUCAUUGCGACGAUAAGCUAGUUUUUCAAAACUGGAAUUGUGCAAUCGAUUUUAAAGAUGGUAAGCUGCCCUACGACAAAGCGGCUUGUGCAGGCGCAUCGGUGCUUACGUCAUAUUGGAUCGGUUUGCACACAACCCCGUGGCAAAUAUACACCAAUUGUGCUCCGAUCAAAGGAGGCGGAGCCGGCGGAUCGAAACCAUCGACACCUGCGGCAGAUACACCCACACAGAGUGAUACGCCCUCCACACCGACUGAAACUGAAACUGAAACACCAUCCGCUACACCUACGGAUACUGCAACGCCUCCUGCUGCACCGAGUCCGGAGCCAUAUACCCCAGAUACCGGUGAUACAAGUACGCCAGCAACUCCACCGGCUGACAAGUGUGCAGUGCGUCGUCGUCGUCGCUAA
This is a messenger RNA of Plasmopara halstedii, 801 nucleotides long. RefSeq lists its product as uncharacterized. The record is from RefSeq and is a predicted model, not a curated record. The coding region runs from base 1 to 801 and encodes 266 amino acids. The transcript has a single exon. Lineage: Eukaryota; Oomycota; Peronosporomycetes; Peronosporales; Peronosporaceae.